UCAACUAUCGUGGCGACAUAUUAUUCAGUUUUGCGUUUUCUUUUAUCUUUUAUUUCAGAGGGAUGAUGCAAUUUUCAGUGUCAUUAGCAGGCGUUAGCGUGUUGGCUAAUGACACUGACAGCUGCCCCAGUUUCUUGCUGCCCCACGAGAGAGUCAAAUGGGAAGUCUUCAUAGGACGUUUCCAUGACUUGACUCCGACCCCAUAAAUUUGAAGCGUUUCAACUCCUUAUUUCACAUAGCAGAACCAGAUCUCCACAGGAACUUCCUGUCGGUAUAGCCCUCGACUGCGUUUUCACGAAGUUACUCUUUCUCCCAAUUCAUGAUCAACAGUUCCAGAGCUUUCACCACGCGACAUAUAAGAAAAUUCCUCGUCGUCAAACUGUCUGCUGCUGUUAAGAAGAAACAUCAGUGGAGGUUGAGCAACGUGACCGGAACUGGUCACCACACGGUAUCAUGGACAGAAAUAGGGCGGCCAGCUUUGUGAAGAUUGCGAGUCGAGAACCAAGAAAGCAGAGGUCGUUGAGGCGCGAUGGGUUGUCACUAGACCUGAAACCGGUCGGGGCUGAAACCAGCGAUUCGGGGAUAUGGCAGCAGCAGCAGCAGCUGCGAGAGAGAAAAGACCCAUAUUUCGAGGCGCAAGCGUUGCUGGAGCUCAGUUUUGAGGUUAACAAGGAUACAGUUACGUUACGAAGCGUGUCACCCGCAGCCAUUGCCGAGGUGCCCAUCAUACCGGCAGGAGAAAACCUUCCCUGGGGCAGAAUCGAGUCACACAAGAAUGAGAGUCACCAAUCGAGUACGAGCAGUUCUCUGGCAGCCAUCAUGCCACGCUCGCUGUCGUUAGGGGAUAGCGUCAGAGCAGUGGGGAGCAUGGUGAAGCAGCUUAGCAACGAACUCGCUCGAAUGACACGAAACGCAUCGAAGGCCCAGGAUUACAUCACCCCGGUUGAGCAGUCAGAGUCUCCUGAUCUUGAGCUCGGAAGACCGGGUUCUCCCAGAAACAUGCAGAAGAGUACCUCGCGCGCGGAGUACGCACUUCAGGCCGUUCGGUGCAUCAGUAAGGCGACCGCCACAGAUGACGAGAAGAAGUUGUGGGAGAAAGUAGAGCAACGGUUCGUCAAGCUUGCGGACGCUGAUUCCAUGUUGCCUCGUUCCAAUUUUGCCGAAUGCAUUGGAAUGAAGGAAUCGAAGGAGUUUGCUAAUGAGCUCUUCGAUGCGCUGGUUCGUUGCAAAGGCGAGAAGGUGAACAGCAUCAGCAAACAGGAAUUGUACCAGUAUUGGUUGGUAAUUGCGAACAAAAGCUUCGACGGCCGCAUGCAAAUGUUCUUCGCCUUGUGUGAUAAGGAUCUGGAUGGUCGCAUCACGGCCGAGGAAGUGAAGCAAGUGAUAGUGUUGAGCGCGAGUGCGAACAAGCUGUCUGUAUUGAAGGAGCAGGCAUCAGAGUACGCUGCGCUUAUUAUGGAAGAACUCGACGUGAAUCGUAAUGGUUACAUAGAGCUGAGUGAGUUUGAGUCACUCAUGCGCGGAUCUGUGAUGGCUGCAAAUGGAAAAGAACCAACAGUACAGUAUAACCAAAUGUUAAAGCAGAAGAGCAAGCGAACAAAAGUGCAGGAUGCCACAGGAAAGGCUAAACACUUCUUGCACGAUUACUGGAAGCGGUUGUGGAUACUCGCCCUUUGGGUGAUGGCCAUGACAGGACUCUUCACUUGGAAGUUUCUUCAGUAUCGGCAUCACGAGGCAUAUGCAGUCAUGGGUGAGUGUCUCUGCGUCGCUAAAGGCGCAGCGGAGACACUGAAGCUCAACAUGGCCCUCAUUCUGCUGCCUGUAUGUCGCAACAUGCUCACAAGGCUUCGGUCCACGCGAUUAGGCAAGCUCAUUCCCUUCGACGAGAAUCUCGACUUUCACAAGUGUAUCGCUGCAGCUAUAGCAGUGGGAGUGUUCGUGCAUGGAACUCUUCACAUAACCUGCGAUAUCCCAAAAUUUGUCAAUUGUGACGAUGAAAAGUUCUUUGAGGCUCUCGGCGACCAAUUCGACAAGCACCCCACAUACGCUGACAUUGCCGUGACGCCAGUGGCAAUCACGGGCAUUCUCAUGGUAGUUCUUAUGGCAAUCGCCAUGCUGCUCGCCACCCACUGGAUCCGUCGCAGCUUGGUGAAGUUUCCAUGGCCGCUGCACCGACUCACGGGAUUCAAUACAUUCUGGUACUCUCACCACUUGUUCGUGAUCGUCUACGCGCUUCUCCUGGUCCACUCCAUCAAGCUCCUUCUCGCUGGUUCGUGGUACAAGCGAACGAUAUGGAUGUACACUGCCGUCCCCUUGGUUCUGUAUGCCAGCGAACGGUUCUUGCGAUUGUAUCGGACGAAUUACAGCAAGGUGGAGGUCGUGAAGGCUGCAGUCUACACCGGCAACGUGCUCGCUAUCCACAUGACGAAACCCGCUGGCUUCAAAUACAAAAGUGGCAUGUAUCUUUUCUUGCAAUGCCCCGCAAUCUCCUCGUUUGAAUGGCACCCAUUCUCCAUCACAUCCGCCCCGGAUGAUCCUUUCCUAAGCGUGCACAUCCGCACUUUGGGUGACUGGACUACGGAGAUGAGGAAGAUCUUCUCUGAUUCGUUGGGAGGGAAAACGCGCCUGCAAGCUAUCAACGAUUAUGGCCUCAGCGGUGAACUAACUCUGGCUCCAAGAUUUCCGAAGCUGUACAUCGAUGGUCCUUAUGGAGCUCCCGCUCAAGACUACCUCAAGUAUGAUGUGUUGCUUCUCGUUGGGCUUGGAAUUGGUGCAACUCCAUUUAUCAGUAUCCUCAAGGACAUGCUUCAUCACAGUAGAAACGAUUCAGUUUCUGAUCUAAGCUCAUCCCCUGAUUUAAACCCAACUGGAAGUCCUCCUCCGAAGAAGAAAGCCAAGAGGGACCCUAAGGCAUACUUCUACUGGGUCACCCGAGAGCAAGGCUCCUUCGAUUGGUUCAGAGGAAUUAUGCGAGAAGUCGAAGAGAUCGACAACAAGGAGCUCAUUGAGAUGCACAACUACUUGACAAGCGUGUACGAGGAAGGCGAUGCUCGCUCGACGUUGGUCACGAUGUUGCAGUCGUUGCACCAUGCCAAGAAUGGAGUCGACGUCGUUUCAGGCACUAGGGCACGUACCCAUUUUGCAAGGCCUAACUGGAAGAACGUUUUCACUAACAUGGCCGACACGCAUCCAAACAAGCGAAUCGGGGUGUUUUACUGUGGCCCUGCAUCACUUGUAAACGAGCUCAAGACUCUAUCGAAAGCAUUCACAAAGAAGUCCACAAAAUUCUUCUUCCACAAAGAAAAUUUCUAAUUGGGAGGCUGAUUCUUCUUGAGUUUGUGCGUAUGCUGAGUCACAAAGAGUUGUAAGAUAAAAAGUCCAUCAACAGAGGACUUCCCCAUCUGCUCCGCCACGAACUAAUAACUCAAAAAAACUUGUUAUUCACACGACGCAGAACCCCACUUUUUUUAACCAAAGCAGGGCUUAUUUAGUGGGUCCAGCUGUGACGAUAAUUCCAUUCGCCAUUCGGUGUAAUUUCAAUACCCUUGUAAUAAAGAUUAGCCAUCACCAAUUAUCACCACCGAUAAUUCCCUCAACAUGGUUUUUAUCACCUCAUGAUUCCUUACCAAAACGGAUUCAAAUCAAUGAUUCACCCACAUUGUUUUUCUUGACUGCAUCCUUGCUUCCCUGUCUGUAAUGUUCCAAUUAUGAAACCCUAAUUGAGACUCGUACAACAUGUGAGUCGUGCACAUAACAGGCACUUGUUCGUCACUACCUGAUGAAGCUCUUCUAAACAGUCCCUGCACUGAUUAGUGUGGACCCAGAAGCCAUUGUUUGCGCUAGAGGGUUUCUCGGGUCCGUAGAGAGGUGAUAGUCUGCAGCAUUCUUCUAGAAAAUCAUGCACAUUUCAUGCUUCUUAUUGAAUGAGUCAUCCCCCCUGGCAACUCACAGUCCUUCACAACUUGGGAAACCAGUCAGAGGAGUAGCUUGUCAACAGGACCUGACGACUGCUCCGUCAGAGCACAUGGCAUUGAAAAAGAUGAAUCGGCGCAGUAGGGGAGCUGCUCAGAGAUGACGUUGUUGGAAGCAUCGGUUGCGGUGGGUGGCAGUACAAAGCAAUCACCCGGUGAUUCGAUUCCACACACACACGAGGUUAUUGUGAUCACGUAAUGAGGGUGCAUUUGUUCCGCUUUACAAGACAAUCUGAGAACAAGACUGUAAGUUCUACUAUCUCAAAAUAUGCCUGGCAAUGUACGUAAAUCUGCUUACAGAAACCUUUCUUCUGAACCUCUAGCGUAAAGCAUUAGCAUGCCACAGUAAAUCCUACGCUACAGGUCUAUGCUUAGUUUGCUGAAGUGGGUUUUGCCGAACCAACCAACACACACAACCUAGACGAAGUCUUGUCUUUUUUCCUAACCAAUCUUUCAUCGAAUCCUGCUGUUACGCCACAAAACCAAGCACAAGCAUCUCAAUAAGUAUUUUUCAUUAGGAUAAGCUUCACCUCUUUCCUAAGGGUGCAAGCCAUGGGGUGCUGCUAACAAACCUUCAUCGAAGCUCGUGCACGAUAGAGCGCGGUUUAUCGAAACAGCUUGACUUUUUCUGGAUUGGUGGGGUUUUGACCCAUGAGGCCAUCUUGUGCUGUGUUUUGAACAGUGUCAAACCUUGGAAACCCUAAACUCCUUGCUUCUAGGUUUCAAGCGAUAUGUAGACUAGAUUCAAUGAGAAUCGCUGCAAAAACUCAAGAAUUAGAUGCACAUUGAUCAAGAGCAAAAUAUGAAAAAGGGCCGAGGCAAAAGAUAGGUUUGGGUUGCGACCUCGGCAAGCCUGUAAUGCAACAAUUUGAAACAGUUUGUUACAGAAUUCUGCAA
Molecule: messenger RNA, 4868 nt
Organism: Physcomitrium patens
Lineage: Eukaryota; Viridiplantae; Streptophyta; Bryopsida; Funariales; Funariaceae
Product: respiratory burst oxidase homolog protein D
Cellular component (GO): plasma membrane
Molecular function (GO): calcium ion binding; peroxidase activity; NAD(P)H oxidase H2O2-forming activity
Source: RefSeq, a predicted model, not a curated record